CUGCAGGGCGGACGGUGAGUGUCGGACCGGCCAGCAUGGUUUUACUCUCUCUCGAAUCCCAUGGGUUCCUACCGAACUUCAAAGGUCGCCGAAGCCUGAGGUAAAUGCUGAUGCCUCUCAGCAGAUUGAUCCAGGCUCGUUUGUGGUCUCUGUGGGUCGGGGGUAUAUCGAAGCUUGCGUCAGGCAUAGUGUCCUCCAAAUGUCAGAUGUCCCAACGUCAUGUUGCCACUCCUCAAUGUGCAGGAAGGUGCUAUGGAUAUGUACACAACUGGUUGUUGACGGCAUGGGAAAGAGCAGAGAGACAGAUGAUUGGAUCGACAGCAGAUCACCCCUCAGCCGCCGUCUUGGCAGAGAUCUUGCAACGAUCGAACCCGAAGCGCAAUUUGCGACUGAGCACUGUCACUGCAAACAGUAGCAAUCUACCCAUCUCGAUCACAUCUCAUCAUCUUGAGCAUGGAUGCUCGCAUACGUCCGUAGCACGAUUCAAGUAUGUCAUCGCUCGCAGCCGGAUGUGGCGUGUUCGCCCAAAAACACGACGAGCAGACCAGAGGCCGAAUGCAAUACUUGAAUUUGACUAGCUUGUUGAACCACAACUUCUGCACCGCUGCUCCAG
Aureobasidium subglaciale EXF-2481 is the source of this 613-nucleotide messenger RNA. RefSeq lists its product as uncharacterized. The coding region runs from base 105 to 578 and encodes 157 amino acids. Lineage: Eukaryota; Fungi; Ascomycota; Dothideomycetes; Dothideales; Saccotheciaceae. The transcript has a single exon. The record is from RefSeq and is a predicted model, not a curated record.